Neopelma chrysocephalum (saffron-crested tyrant-manakin) is the source of this 2884-nucleotide messenger RNA. RefSeq lists its product as uncharacterized. The coding region runs from base 62 to 2128 and encodes 688 amino acids. Lineage: Eukaryota; Metazoa; Chordata; Aves; Passeriformes; Pipridae. The record is from RefSeq and is a predicted model, not a curated record. The transcript is spliced from 2 exons.
AGAGCUCCUCUCCAAGGAGGGAGCAGCUCCAUGGAUCCCUCUCCAGCAGAGGACAACAGACAUGGAUAAGAAGAGGAAGCCCAAGUCCCAGCGCUCCAGCCCCUUGCCCAGCUGGCUGGAAGACGACACACCCAGGAGGGGGCUGUCCCAAUGGGAAGAAGAUGUGACACUUCAAGAACUCUAUGAAUGGGAAGAAGAAGUGAGAAUCCGAGAACCUUCCCAACGGAGAGGCCGGAGACGCCGAGAGCUCUACAAGUUUGAAGAAGACGUGAGAGUCCGAGAGCUUUCCCAGUGGCGUGGUGGGAGACACCCGGAGCUGUGCCAACGGGAAGAAACUGUGACAGGCCAGGAGCUGCACGAAUGGGAAGAAGGUGGUGUGAGAUACCACGAGCUGACCCAAUGGGAAGAACGUGUGACAAUCCAAGAGCUGCCCCAAAGGGAAGGUGUGAGUGACAAAAGGCUGUCUCAGGGGGGAGCUGAUGUUGGUUACAGCAGUUGGGACAAACCUGUGAGCGCUGGGGAUGCCCAGGCUGUUCCCCUGGAAGGGCCCAGCUCUCCCACCAGUGUGGGCACAGCGGUGGCAGCAGGGGCAGCCCGUGAGCUGCCCAGUCCAGCUCCUGCCCCGCUGAGUCCCACGGAGGCCGAGCCAGCAGCUCCUGCCCCAGCUGGAGCUGCCGAACAGGAGGAGCCCCAGGAGCCUCUCAUUCCUGAGGAGACAAAGGCAGAAGGUUCUCCAAGCGUUGGGGAGCUGGUGCCAUCAGCAGGGACAGAGAGCCCGGUCCCUGCCCCACAGAGUCCCUCAGAGAGCAGCCAGGCCCUGCUGGACAUGGCCGAGCUCAUCACCACUGAGAUCCUGAAGAAGGCUGAGCUUGUGAUGCAGGGAUCUGAGCAGCAGCUGGAAGAACAGGGAGACAUGGAAGAAACCACAGCUGCAGAAACACAAGAAACAGCAGCAGGGAUAGAGAGCCCAGUCCCUGCCCCACAGAGCCCCUCAGAGGGCAGCCAGGUCCUGCUGAGCAUGGCUGAGCUCGUCACCACUGAGAUCCUGAUAAAGGUUGAGCUUGAGAUCCAGGGAUCCAGCCAGGAGCUGGAGGAACAGGAAGACCUGGAACAAAGCACAGCUACAGAAAUGCAAGAACGAGCAGCAGGGACACAGAGCCCAGUCCCUGCCCCACGGAGCCCCUCAGAGGCCAGCCAGGUCCUGCUGGACAUGGCUGAGCUCAUCACCACUGAGAUCCUGAAGAAGGCUGAGCUUGAGAUCCUGAAGAAGGCUGAGCUUGAGAUCCAGGGAUUUGUCCAGCAGCUGGAGGAACAGGGAGACCUGGAACAAACCAGGGCUACAGAAAUGUUAACAACAGGUACCGCAGGCAGGCCAGAGAGCCUGGACUCUCUGCCACACAGCCUCUGCUGCCACUCCUGCCCUGUGUUCACCUAUGUGGAAGCCAAGGCCCUCAGUGGGCAGCAGGAGGUGGGAGAAGGGGGGUCAGCCCUGGCAGUCCAGGAGACCGAGGAGGGGGCGUUUGCCGAGGAUGAGAACAACUGGAAAUUCUACGACGAGCUGGAGCUUUGCAAGCAACAGGAUGAGAAAGAAGUCAAUGGCUACCGGUGGGAAGACGGCAUCGGCCAAGAGCUUUCCCAGGAGGAAGACUGCAUUGGCCAAGAGUUUCCUGAAGGGGAUGUUAAGAGACACUCAGAGCAGUCCCAGCGUGGAGGUGACAGUGACAGGGAGCUCACACUGGAGAACUGCGAAUGCGUGACCGCCCACAACACCCAGGAGGAGGACGAGUGGGAGGAGUUGGGUGUCCUGGAGCUGCCCCAAGGAGAAGGCACGGAACACAGGCUGGGAAUCCUUGCGGAAGAGGGGCUCCCGGUGCCUGUCCCUCGCGAGGCGUGGGCUGAGCGCCGGGCACCUGCUCCGUGCUCAGCAGGGCCGGUCUGUGCCUCCCCUCCCCAGCCAGAGGCCCAGGCCCUCCGAGGGGCUGCAGCUCCUCCUGCCUUGGACAGACAGGUGGCAGAAGCAGCGACACAGACCCAGGGCCCCAGGGAACAUCCCUCUCGUUUCUGGCGGAUGCUCGGGGCUCUGCUCGGGCUGUUCCGCACCUGCAGACCGGGACAGCCCCAGGAUUAGGCCCCGCUCCAGUGCCGGGCCAGGCCCGGAGGGGGCAGCUGGCCCAGAGCCUGUACCAUGCCCCGAAGGCACUGCAUGCACACGUUCCUACAGGAUGACCAACCCCUGGCUGCUUGGGAUCACUCCAAGUGGAUCUCACCGAGACCAAACAGCACCAAACCAGCACCGAUGGGGGACAGUUCGUGCCAAGGUGGCUCAGUGGAGAACCACAGGGAAUCCUCAAGGCUGGCAGAGACCUUCAGGAUCAUCCAGUGCCACCGUCACCCAGCACCACCAGAAUCACCCCGAAACCACGUCCCCAAGGGCCACGUCCAGGUGCUUCUCCAACACUUCCAGAGACACCACCAACCACCUUCCGACUCCAUCACUGACCAGCGACACCUACUCGAUUCCUGACUGCUCCUGCUGGGAAUGAGCCAACACAGGACCUCCCAGAACCUCUCUGCAGGACUGCCACAGCCACAACUAUUCCACAGCAAAUGAAAGUUGGCUUAAAUUAAUAAUCAUUAUAACAAAUUAUUAAAAACCAAUAAAUUAAAAAUAAAAUAUAAUAAAAAACCUAAAUGAUUGGAUGUCAUAAUAAUUAUUAAUAUAUACUCCAGCAUAUUAUAUAUAUAUGUAAUGAUACCAUCUAUUAUAAUUCAUUAUAAUAAUUAAAUGUUGCCUUAUAUUCCUUAAAAUAUUACCACAGUUGCAAUGCGUUUGCCCAGGGAGUGACAAAGAAAAUGAAGACAGAACACUGCUCAAGUUACUUAA